This is a messenger RNA of Scatophagus argus, 3446 nucleotides long. RefSeq lists its product as uncharacterized. The transcript has 5 exons. Gene Ontology annotation, molecular function: GTP binding. The record is from RefSeq and is a predicted model, not a curated record. NCBI's taxonomy places the organism in Eukaryota, Metazoa, Chordata, Actinopteri, Scatophagidae. Bases 198 to 2990 code for a protein of 930 amino acids.
GUUUGGACUGUUGACCUGCCCCUGAGAGGUGCGGCUCUCACUGUCCGCUGUCGGAUUACUCAUUACAGACAACCUUCAGACUCAUAAGCACAUAAAACACAACCUUCUGUUGUCGCUGUGUGCGCAGAAAACACGACGUGACAUGUGAGAAAAAUGACGUUUGUUUUAACGUCCACCUGCUCAUAGAGGAAAGUGAGAUGGCAACCAGCGAGCUGUCAGCAUGGGGCGGCUGGUGCACGCCACAGUUAAACAUCAUCCUUCUUGGAGGCAGAAACUCUGGAAAGAGCUCUGUGGGGAACCUGCUCCUGGGCAAAGAGGAGUUUGUCCCCAAAGAGAGGACGCUGUGCUCCUGCAGGACGAGUGUGGUGGCCGGACGGCGACUCACGGUGGUGGACACUCCCGGCUGGUGGUGCGACUUCGGCGCUCAGGACACAUCUGAGCUGGUGAAGAGGGAGAUCAGAAGCAGCGUCUCUCUGUGCUCACCAGGCCCACACGUGUUUCUCAUCGCAGUCAAGGUGAGCUCGGCCUUCUCGGAGAAGCGUCGCAGGGCGGUGGAGGAGCAUGUGGCCCUGCUGGGUGAGGCGGUGUGGAGUCACUGCAUGGUGGUCUUCACCCGUCCUGACAGGCCUAAACACACAGACGAAGACGAGCUCGGCCAGUCGAAGGCUCUGCGCUGGCUCGCUGAGAAGUGCGGCCAGAGGUGUCACACUGUUGUCUUGAGUGAUGACACCAAAGUCACCGGGCUGCUGGAGAAGAUCCAGGAAGCUGUGGCAGAAAGUGGAAACAGGGCGUUCGAGAUGCAGGAAAGCAUUUUACAGGCGAAUGCAGAGCAGAAGAGAAGAGCAGAGGAGAGGGCUCAGCAAAGGCUCAUGAGGAUGAAGAAACACAGGUCUCUCAUGAGAGAAAGGUUGCGGCCCAUCACUGAUAUCCGCAUUGUGUUGUUGGGAGCAAAGGGUUCUGGGAAAACUUCCACACUGAACACAAUCCUGGGCAGAGAGAGCAGCCGUCAGCCGAGGAGAACAGCCCAGUGUGUGGUUGGCAAAGCGCUGGUGUUUGGGAGGCAGCUGACUGUGGUGGACACACCGGGCUGGUGGAUGAACUACUUCUGUGACGAGAGUCCCGUCUUUGACCGGAGGGAGAUGGUUUUGGGUUUGUCUCUCUGCCCUCCGGGGCCUCACGUCUUCCUGCUGGUGAUCCGUGUGGACAGAGCCUUCACCGAAACCUACAGGAGGGCGGUGCAGGAGCACGUCCGGCUGAUCAGCGAACACAUCUGGAGUCGUGUCAUCGUGCUGUUUAGUUUCGGGGACUGGCUGGGAGGCACGAUGGUGGAGCAGUGCAUCGAGAGCGAGGGAGAGCCUCUGCAGUGGCUCGUUGAAAGAUGUGGCAACAGGUAUCACGUUCUGGACAACAAAACUAAACGGGGUGGAUUUCAAAUCAGGGAGCUGAUUGGAAAGCUUGAGGAAAUGUUGGCUGGCUGCAACGGCGGCUGGCAUUAUGAGAUAGAGAGGGAAGUGCUGGAGCAGAUGGAGGGGGAGAUGAAAAGAGAGAAGGAGAAAGCCAAAGAGAGACUGAUGAAGAAGGAGAAACAAAGGCAGAUGGCGAGGUCUCAGCUGGAUUUGCAAAACUUUUCAACAGAGAAGCUCAAGCCCCUUCCCGAACUGAGAAUUGUGCUUGUUGGUGGCAGAAAAACAGGCAAGAGCUCAUGUGGAAACACCAUCCUGGGUAGGGAGUGCUUCCACGCAGACACACAAACCACCGCCUGCUCUGAACAGCGAACCACAAUCAGCGGCAAGACGGUGGCAGUGCUGGACACGCCAGGCUGCUUCUCCGUGACCUCCGACCUCCUCGUGCCAUCCUGCGCUCUCCUCCUGGUUGUCAAUGUGAGCUCCUCAUUCAAAGACAGCCACAUGGAGGCCGUGGAGAAACAGCUGGAGGCAGCAGGAGGCCAGAUGUGGAGGAGAGCUGUGGUCCUGUUCAGCUACGGCGACUGCCUGGGCGACACGAGCAUCGAGCAGCGCAUUGAGAGCGAAGGUGGACCCCUGCAGAGGCUGGUUGAGAAGUGCGGGAACAGAUAUCACGUCCUGGACAACAAACACCAGGAGGAUGGAGCUCAGGUCGACCAGCUAAUCGGGCUGAUAGAGGAGAUGCUGGCGGACGAAAUGCUGGAUGUUCUUCACAUGUGGAGGAGCGUUUCUUCAGCAGGAGAGCAGCAGCCGGUGAUGCUCUGCGAAAGGGAUUUAAAGGUGCUGACGAGCCACAGACAUCGGCUGUCCAGUGACUUGACCGAAUCAGCCAAUUCCACUGCUCAGGCUUCACUAAGCAGCUCAGAAAAUGGUGGCCGGAUUGUGGCACUGCCAGCCAGAAGACCAGGAGGACGGGCUGGACUCACCAUCCUGGACAGAGGCAGCGUCAUGUCCUGUUUGGCCUCCAUGCUCUCUGGCAAACAGAGACAGAGGUGGACCAUAAAUCUACCCGUCUGGUUCCCCACUGAUCUGGCUGAUCUUCACCUGAGACCGAACGGUGAAAACCAGCUGCAACUGUUCCUAUCCAGACUCCCAGUUUUACCUGAAACACAACGCAGGAAGCCUGCAGAGGAGAACGUUGUCAGUGUGAAUACCCUCUGCUGUCCCCCACUGAGAGAGCGAACCCUCAGGAGGCUCAGUGAGUCCGGAGAUCUGCAGGCCCUGAUCGACCAGUGGGACCACAGCAGCCUGGAGGAGCUGGAAGCCUUCAUCGACUCGUACUUUGAGAUGGUUUGGGAGCAAACCAUGGGGUCGUUUCAGUCGACAGAAGCCGACCUUCACACCACAGAGCAGCAUGCUGUCGUCGAGGAGGAGGUGCUCUCAUCCAUCGACAGGAAACUGUCAAAGCUGGAGCUCCUUGAUGAAAUCAGGAGGGAUCUGGCCGAGCUCAGGAUGAGUUUGGCGCACACCUGGAAGGUCAUACAGGAAGUGAGAGAGCAAAGUAAACAAGAUCAUAACCAGUGUUGACAAAAGUUUAGUAAAUUAUGUAAACGUUAGUGUUUUAUUGACUGAUUAAUGUAAACAUUACUGUCUUUGACAUUACUGUCUUUUGUUAGGACAUUUCUCCACAAGGGGGCGCUCUUGUAUAAGAAAAGGUUCUUCAUAUGACGUGACCACCGAAACGUCACACUUCUGCAGGUGUGGUACAAGUACUCAGAUCUCUAACUUAAGUAAAAGUAGCGAUAACACACAGGAGAAGUACUCUGUUACAAGUUAAAGUCAUGAAUUCAAAAUUUAAGUAAAUGUAGAAAAGUGUACUUUUUACCAAAAGUAAAAGUAUUCAUUAUGUAGAAGGACCCAUUUCAGAAUAAUUUAUGUUUUUGGAUUAUAUUUAUUGAUGCAUUGGUAUGUUCAGCUUGUAAAGGUGGGGAUAAUUUUACAUUUUUAAAUAAAGUCUUAAAGGAACAUAUUGUAGUUUAUUUG